AUGGAAGAACAGCAGCCGGAACCUAAAAGUCAGCGCGACUCGGGCCUCGGCGCGGCGGCGGCGGCGGCGGCCCCGGGCGGCCUCAGCCUGAGCCUCAGUCCCGGCGCCAGCGGCAGUAGCGGCAGCGAUGGAGACAGCGUGCCCGUAUCCCCGCAGCCCGCGCCCCCCUCGCCGCCCGCCGCGCCCUGCCUGCCGCCCCUGGCCCACCACCCGCACCUCCCCCCGCACCCCCCGCCCCCGCCGCCGCCGCCGCCGCAGCAUCUCGCGGCGCCUGCUCACCAGCCGCAGCCCGGGGCCCAGCUGCACCGCACUACCAACUUUUUCAUCGACAACAUCCUGAGGCCGGAUUUCGGCUGCAAAAAAGAGCAGCCGCCGCCGCAGCUCCUGGUGGCGGCGGCGGCGGCGGCCGGAGGAAGCGCAGGAGGAGGAGGCCGGGUCGAGCGUGACAGAGGCCAGACUGGCACAGGUAGAGACCCUGUCCACCCGUUGGGCACGCGGGCGCCGGGCGCCGCCUCGCUCCUAUGCGCCGCGGACGCGAACUGUGGCCCACCCGACGGCUCCCAGCCCGCCAACACCGCCGGCGCGGGCGCGUCCAAAGCCGGGAACCCGGCUGCGGCGGCGGCGGCGGCGGCGGCGGCGGCAGCGGCCGUGGCAGCGGCGGCGGCAGCAGCAGCAGCCGCCAAGCCCUCGGACAGCGGCGGCGGCGGCAGUGGAAGCGGCGCGGGGAGUCCUGGCGCACAGAGCGCGAAGUACCCGGAGCACGGCAACCCUGCCAUCCUACUUAUGGGCUCAGCCAACGGUGGGCCCGUGGUCAAAACUGACUCACAGCAGCCCCUCGUCUGGCCCGCCUGGGUCUACUGCACUCGCUACUCGGAUCGUCCGUCUUCUGGUCCGCGCACCAGGAAGCUGAAGAAGAAGAAGAACGAGAAGGAGGACAAGCGGCCGCGGACGGCCUUCACGGCGGAGCAGCUGCAGAGACUCAAGGCGGAGUUCCAGGCGAACCGCUACAUCACGGAGCAGCGGCGGCAGACCCUGGCCCAGGAGCUCAGCCUCAACGAGUCCCAGAUCAAGAUCUGGUUCCAGAACAAGCGUGCCAAGAUCAAGAAAGCCACAGGCAUUAAGAACGGCCUGGCGCUGCACCUCAUGGCCCAGGGACUGUACAACCACUCGACCACCACGGUCCAGGACAAAGACGAGAGCGAGUAG
This is a messenger RNA of Marmota monax (woodchuck), 1206 nucleotides long. It is a transcript of the gene En1, whose product is annotated as engrailed homeobox 1. The transcript is spliced from 2 exons. Gene Ontology annotation, molecular function: RNA polymerase II cis-regulatory region sequence-specific DNA binding; DNA-binding transcription factor activity, RNA polymerase II-specific. The record is from RefSeq and is a predicted model, not a curated record. NCBI's taxonomy places the organism in Eukaryota, Metazoa, Chordata, Mammalia, Rodentia, Sciuridae. Gene Ontology annotation, biological process: neuron differentiation; regulation of transcription by RNA polymerase II; multicellular organism development. Gene Ontology annotation, cellular component: nucleus. The coding region runs from base 1 to 1206 and encodes 401 amino acids.